AUGUUGAAACCUAUGCUUGGCCUGUACGGGCUGCUCAGUAUGGCAGCUGCCCUCUCAGAUUCAGUCAAGGUCAGGUGGCUUGAGGAAACUCCAAACUACCUUGGAGGAGUGACCUUUGGUUUGCCAUGGCCUCGUGGGCAGCACUUGGCGGAUGCCACGACCUUCAGCGCUUCAGGCGAUGCUCAACUGCAAUCGUGGGUCACAGCCGUUUGGCCAGAUGGCUCACUCAAGUGGACUGGACACGCACUCGGUGCGACCGACUCACCCGCCGACGAGUACACUAUCACUGCUUCUGGCCCAGGAAACACAACUUCCUCUCCCGUAAGACGACAGAGCAGCAACAGCACCUCCGGCGUGCAAGUCACCGACGCUGAAGGCGAGAUUAUUGUGAACACCGGCAAGGUCACUGCAACGUUUCCCAAGUCGGGCGAUGUUUUGGUAUCAUCCAUCGAGGCAGGCGGGAAAGUUGUCGGAAACAACGGUCGUCUUGUCUUGAGGUCUCAGACUGGAACUCCUGACGAUGACGAGAACGGCAAACCAGCUGGUAUCGAGUAUUUCAGCUUUGCUAGCAAGAUCUACAACGCGACUGUCUCGGAGGACAAUACUGCGCGUGCACUCGUGACUGUGCAAGGCAUCCAUGCAACUGAUGGGGACGGCGCACAUGAUGACUGGCUUCCUUUCACUGUGCGGUUCUACCUUUACGCCAACUCUGAAGCCAUUCGCAUCAUUCACACCAUCGUCUAUGACGGCGAAGCCAGCACAGACUUUAUAUCAGGACUUGGUGUUCGAUUCGACGUGCCUCUUGCCGAAGAGGAGCAGUACAACCGUCAUGUCCGCAUUGCAGGUAUCGACGGUGGACUGUUGCACGAGGCGGUUCAGGGAAUCACUGGUCUCCGCCGUGACCCGGGUGCCGAGGCAAGGUCUGCUCAAUUCAAUGGUACUGAGACGCCUGACAAAACGACUUGGGACCAGAGAGUUACCACUCGCCUGCAAUGGAUUCCCACCUGGAGCGACUACAGACUUACCCAGCUUUCACCGGAUGGCUUUAACCUAAAGAAGCGCACCAAGGCUGGGCAGAGUUGGGUGAAAAUCCCUGGAGGGACCCGCUCUGGAGGUCUUGCUUAUCUGGGUGGCUCAUCUGUCGGAGGUCUGGCUCUUGGGCUGCGUGACUUCUGGAAGAAGUACCCUACCAGCUUGGAUAUCUCCAACGCUGCUACAGAUACUGGUUCUAUAACAAUAUGGCUUUACAGCCCUCAAGCUGGGCCCCUCGACCUGAGACCGUACCAUGACGGGCUGGGCGAGGACACAUAUGCGAAACAGCUGGAUGCCCUUGAGAUUACGUACGAAGACUAUGAGGGCGGGUAUAAUACGCCGUACGGCGUGGGUCGUACCAACGAGUUGUUCCUGUAUGCCUUUGCCAGCACUCCAUCAGCUGAUACCCUUUCGGCUCUCACCAACCACACAAAUAACCCUCCUGUCUUAAUUCCCGAGCCGGAGUAUAUCCGCGACACCAAAGCCAUCGGGAGCUACUGGGAUGUACCAGGCGCACCGGUUGACUCUGCAGAAGCGCAGACGAUUGAAAAGAAUAUGGACUUCCUCAUCAAAUUCUACGAAGGUCAAGUGGAGCAGCGCCGGUGGUACGGGUUCUGGGACCACGGCGACAUUAUCCACACCUACGAUGAUGACCGUCACCAGUGGCGGUACGAUGUUGGUGGCUACGGCUGGGAUAAUUCGGAGCUUUCACCUGAUUUGUUCUUCUGGGGCCACUUCCUCCGCACUGGCCGCGCAGACGCAUACCGGCUGGCCCAUGACCAAGCACGCCACGGCGGAGAGGUCGAUUCCUACCAUCUCGGCAACUUCACCGGCCUUGGAACGAGGCACGGCGUCCAGCACUGGGGUGAUAGCGCAAAGCAAGCCCGCAUAUCUACGCCAGUUUACAGAAAGACCUUCUUCUACAUCUCUGGCGGUGACGAGCGCACUGGCGAUCUUGUGCGCGAGGUUCAAGAGGCUGCCAAGGCCUUUGUCCUGGUCGACGCUCGUCGCAAGGUUCGGGAUCCUGAUGUCGUCUACAAACCUGACCCAGAAGCGCUAUAUCUCAACUUCGGUACCGACUGGGCCGGCCUCGCGCAGGCUUACCUCAUUGAGUGGGAACGGCGCGGGCCGGGCUGGGAGGAGGCUCGAGACAAGAUCAUCGAGUCGCUGAAGACGUACCCGAAGCUGAAGAACGGAUUCGUCACUGGUGAGGCUUUGUAUAACUCGUAUACCGGCUCUUGGGCACCACCGCCUACCGACCCCUCCAACACCGGCAACAUCACGGUUUCCCAUCUUUCCGGUGUGUUCGGUGUCCUCGAGACGAUUGACCAAAUCAUUGAGCACUUCGGCCCCGAGGCACGCAAUAUCACGCAGCCAUUCUACGAUGCUUUCCUUGACUACUGCUACUACUACGGUGCUCCCAAGGCCGAGCAGGCAGCCAGAUACGGCAAGGACUUUGGCAAUCUCAACCUCAAGCAAGGCCACUCCCGUUUCACCGCCUACGUCGCCAACAAGCGCCAGAACGCAACUUUGGUCCCACGAGUCUGGUCUGAAUACCUGGGUGACGGCAGCAAAGACGGCCUCGCGCCCACUGCACCAUGGAAGACGGAACGUUUUGACGGGAGCGAUGUCCUUGUGCCCAUCGACGAGGCCAAGUGGGUGAGCACAAAUGCCGCUGCCCUCUACGGUGUGGCCGGGAUUGAGAACCUGGCUUUGGUGGGUGCGCCGGAUGUGUCGGCCAUUGGGAACUCCACUGCUAAAUUGAGGGUUUGA
This is a messenger RNA of Diaporthe amygdali, 2805 nucleotides long. RefSeq lists its product as uncharacterized. NCBI's taxonomy places the organism in Eukaryota, Fungi, Ascomycota, Sordariomycetes, Diaporthales, Diaporthaceae. The record is from RefSeq and is a predicted model, not a curated record. The transcript has a single exon. The coding region runs from base 1 to 2805 and encodes 934 amino acids.